This is a messenger RNA of Porites lobata, 10968 nucleotides long. The record is from the annotation of a GenBank genome assembly. NCBI's taxonomy places the organism in Eukaryota, Metazoa, Cnidaria, Anthozoa, Scleractinia, Poritidae.
GGCAAACUUUCAAUGGGUGGAAGGCACCAUAAACUACGUCAAAUAGUAAGUGAACAUUACUUCUAAAUCGCUUUCUGUUUACAGUUUACGGGCUAGCUAACCGAAUAUCAACAAAGACAGAUUAUAACCAGGUUUACAUUUCUAUUUUAUUUUAUGUAUUUGUACUGUACAUUUCAAAUAAACAAGUUCAGGAAAUUCAUUCAGCUAAAACAAUCAAUCAUGUUGACUCAAAACUGUCUUCCAAAAUUUAUUAAUUCUUUUUAAUUGAGAGAUUCAGUUUUGUACAAAUCAAUCUGUAGCUCAGCGUGGGCAUCUUACAGCAGUCAAUUAAUGCUAUUUUUUAAGGUGAUUUGUACUAUGAGUAAUGUGCUCCUUGCACUCUUUUGUAACCUUUAGCAAAAAACCUUUCGUGGUCUCAGGGGAAAGUCCCUGCAUCAAGUUAGAGCACUUUAAUCAAGUUAGAGCACUUUAAACGAGCUGUCUUUCUCUGAUUAAUUUAGUGAACCAAAUAAACUCACCAAAUAUAAUUUUUCAAAAGAAAUAAGCAAACAAACAAACAAAAAAUGUAUUAGAAAGCUUUUUGCAAAAUUUAUCAAAACUAUGACUAUUGUACAACAUUCAUUUUUGUACGGCAAAGUUGCGAACGCAGACGCAUUUCCGGUUUUCGUAAUCGACAACCGGAUAUACGUUUGCGUUCGCUGGCUAUUGUAGCUUCGGCGCAAAGGAUUUUACCUAACUGUCCAAUGGAGGCUACUUUUGUCCAUUUUUGUCAAAAAAAUUGUUUCGAAUUAAUUUUUCGGUUAUAAUGACCGGUAUAGAAAUUUCGUUUGGUAAAAAGAAAAAAAAAUUGUCAGAAUUAAAGUUCGCAACAGCUAAAGGAACGUGAAACAUGAUGUCGCAGUCACGCACACACGUGUGAACUUUGAUCAUCAUUCCAUUGAACUAAUGAAUACGUGUUCAAGUUUUCUUUUUUUUUUUGUAAAAUAGUGCCAAAAAUAAAUUCAAAUUAUAAAGAUCAUUAAUCUUAACGGAAUCGUUGAUUUAACUUGAGUACUGAAUAUAUAUUUCGCUUGAUUUCUUAACGGCUUAUUUUGUUUAUAGUUAUGAGUUCGUUGGGACAAUUUUAUAUUGCAAAACUAACCAAGUUUCUCUUUAAGCACCAAUGCCUGUAAAACGGAUUAAGGUAAACAAAGGCGAAGUGCAAUCGCGAACGGUUGAAUGACCAUGGAAAUUGCCGAGAGAAAACAUAGAAAAUCGAUUAUUUGAAUUCAACAACUUUUUGUGUGCGGUUCAGUAUGAGCUUAAGUAAUUUCCUUUUACAAGCUCAGUUUAAUACUUUUUUGUCUUUUUAGAUAAUGACACUGCUGAACGCAACGUUCGUAUAUAUUGUGUUUAUUUCGAGAUUAAUAGCAUCAAGUUUUAUAGGCGCUUUAUAGUAAAUGCAAUUUAAAAAUUAUCAAAACAUAAAUCACGAGAACCUAAACUAGUGCACGAGCGCUUCACAAGCAAGAAUUUGUUUAUAUGUUUAUGUUCCGGCUUAACCGAAUAAAAUAAAGCUUAACUGCAACCAUCAAAACCAAGAGGGCUUUUGAUGACUUCCAAAUUGAUCAAAAUUUAUUACAGUCUAUAACAAGAAAAACCAAGAGUAACAUCUUCAGAGGCAGGGGAAGCCAAGGAAGCCACUAAGACUUAUCAAAAGGACCACCUUUUAAAAAUAUAUAACUUAAUUAAUGAAUGUAACACUGGCAUCGGCAAGACAAUUUAACAAAUCACAUACAAUUUCUUUACAACGUAGAAAAUGUAAUCAUUAAAUAGGAUAAAAAAGGACGCUGAAAGUGUAAGUGCAAAAACGAAAAAGAAAAAGUGAGGUGAAAUAACGCAAGAAUACGAGAGGAAAAGUCAGAGCGAAAGAAGCGAAAAACUAUACACAAGCAUUAAGAGAAGUAAGGUGUGCUUAUACCAAGAAAAAUGACUUUAGCUUAGAAGUGAAAACAGCAAUACUAGAGGCAUUCUGAAUUUCAGAUAAUGGCUAGUUGUUCCGAAAAAAAGAAUUAAAAAAGGGCCUAUCAGGGAACGCAAUUGUAAGCAAAUUCGGCUCGUUAUAAUAUGAUAGGUAACUAAAUCAACCCUCCAUUUAAAAGCAACAACGUUUUGGAAAGGGAUAAGGGCUGGUAGGAGACACUUCUGGUCUUGUCUAUUUAGCUGCAGCACUGGUGACCUGCCGUUUUGCCCUUUUGAUGAUCUGGCCUGUAAAAAGUACUGCGCAUGUCGCGGGUGAGGGGGGAGGGGUGUACUCCCAAUAAUGGCCUAGACUGGAAGUUUCUCCUUGAAAGGGGUACCUUUUUCAGGCGUCAGGUAUACAACAAGGAUAGGCAUUUCACUAGUUGGAUUAUAUAAAAGAGUUGGGAAAUCUGUCAUUUCUGUCAUUUUCAUCUGUAAAAAGACCUAAAGGGCUAAUAGAAGAAUUUAUGGCUGUGAAAGAGCCGAGAAAAUUUCCUAGUUUGGGGAUUUUUUCGUAUUUUGAGCACAUACAUUUACGGCAAUUUAAAGGGAUUCAAUGUUUUAAACUAUGUAUGUGAAAGGGGUACCAUUUGUCAAUAGAAGGCACAGUGUAGGAAAGGGUUUCCUUUUCUGCCAAAAGCUAUAUGUAAAAGGGUAAUGGGGUUGGACCGUUGGGCGCAGCCUUUCCUUAUAAAACUUUGUGGAGUACCCCUCCCCCUGGGAGAGGUUUGUUUUACACAGAGAAUCGUCUGAAAUAUCGAUCAAAUUCAAAGUGAAAAAGACUGUGAGAAACACAAAAUAAGUACAAAAGUAGAUAGAGUAAGGAAACCCAUGCAUCGAUGCAUAGAAGACCAAACAUUAAAGGAAGGGAUAUUUCUAGUAUUCGGGCAAACUUGAACAACCAUAGCCCAGCGUUAAUUUUAUCAAGUGCUGAUCUCCGUGUAUGCAAAGACAUUUUAGGCUUAAUUUUUGCUAAAUUUCAUUUCUUACGUACAAGCGACUGAAAAAAGACCUCUACUUCGUUCAUAUUAGCUUAAGGCAUUUCAGAGCUACUAACUGCGAUGAGUAUAAAGUCAAGUCAAGUCAACUUAAUUUAGGCAGGGUAGCCCUAUCAGUCAUUGGUUGGUAUCAAAAGGGGCCCUGCGUAAAUUAUAACUACAUGAUAUUGAAAAUUUAAAAAAUUAAAAAUUACUUUAAAAUUAUGUAAAAGGAUUUUAAAAAGUGCCUAUAGGCAAAUUACAUAUCAUCAUAAUUUGUUUAAGAUCAAGAAAAAUAAGACAGCUAUCGAAGUUAGGUAAAGUUAUAUUAAUAAGAAACAACUAAUGGCUUAAAUGAAAUCUAAGAAAGUUCUUAAAACGGGAGAGCGACAUAGCUUCUUUCAUUGAUGUGGGUAAAUUAUUAAAAAGAACCUCACCUGAAAGUCUAAAAUUGUUUUUUCCUAGCAUUAACUUUAAACAAAUUAAAUCAUUCACGAGAAUCGUCAGCUGAACAGUGAUCUAAUUUUAGUCUUUGAAAAGGUUAUAGUUUAAGCUGCAGUAUCUUCCCAUUCGACAUUGAGUCAAAAAUGCGUCUGUCAUCACUAGCUAUAGCAGACAGAGUACGUACCUUGUACCUCGAACUUCAGUGUUAAAUUCUUUAGGCCGAAUAACCCUCUAGCUUCAUGAACCGAGUUCGUAGAGAUCACUAGGCACUUCUCGGCCUCUUUUUCAGGGCAAAUGUAUUAUUUUAACACUUGUAUGUACUAUUUCCUUGAAUUAUUUACAUCUUUAUGUUCCGCCUUAACUGGAUAUAAAAUAAAGCUUAAAACUGCAACCAUCAAAACCAAGAGGGCUUUUGAUGACUUCCAAAUUGAUAAAAAUUUAUAUCAAUCUACGGAAAAACCAGGAUAGGCUCCUGGAAAAACCAAGAGUAACAUCUUCGAAGAUGAUCAUUCUAUUUAUUUAGUUUAUUAUCAUUUUGCCAUUUAAAUUAAAUAUGUAAACAAAAUUCACAAAGGUAAGGUGUGCUUAUACCAAGAAAAAUGACUUUAGUUUAGAAAUGAUGAAUUCUGAAUUUCAGAUCAUGGCUAGUUGUUCCGAAAAAAAGAAUUGAAAAAAGUUUCUAUCAGGAAAUACAAUUUUAGGCAAAUUCAGCUCGUUAUAAAAUGAUAGGUAACUAUCUGGUCUUGUCUAUUUAACUGCAGCACGGUGACCUGCCGUUUUGCCCCUUUGAUGUGGCGUUUAAUUUAAAAAUUACUUUAAAAUUAUGUACAAAGAUUUCAAAAAGUGCCUAAAAGGGAAAUUACAUAUCAUCAUAAUUUGUUUAAGAUCAAGAAAAAUAAGACAGCUAUCGAAGUUCGGUAAAAUUAUAUUAAUAAGAAACAACUAAUGGCUUAAAUGAAACCUAAGAAAGUUCUUAAAACGGGAAACAUGCGACGUAGCUUCUUUUAUUGAUGUGGGUAAAUUAUUAGAAAGAAUCGCACCUGAAAAUCUAAAAGUGUUUUUUCCUAGCAUUAACUUUAAACAAAUUAAAUCAUUCACGAGAAUCGUCAGCUGAACAGUGAUCUAUUAUUAGUCUUUGAAAAGGUUAUAGUUUAAGCUGCAGUAUCUUCCCAUUCGAUAUUGAGUCAAAAAUGCGUCUGGCAUCACUAGCUAUAGCAGACAGAGUACGUACCUUGUACCUCGAACUUCAGUGUUAAAUUCUUUAGGCCGAAUAACCCUCUAGCUUCAUGAACCGUGUUCGUAGAGAUCACUGGGCGCUUCUCGGCUUCUUUUUCUUGGCAAAUGUAUUAUUUUAAAACUUGUAUGUACUAUUCCCUUGAAUUAAAAAAAAAAUACUCAGAACCACUUUUGCAAGCAAUACAAGCUGUAUCUUCUAAACUUUUGUACCGCAAAGGGUAAUAAAUAUUUUAUAUCUGCCAGAGCUUACUUUUAAUAAUUAUUAAUGCUAUUAUCUAUCACUUUCUGUUGCUUUUUAUAUGAAAAUGUAAGUGGGACUUUACUCUCUUAAUUUUUUCUAUCUCAAUUCUUGUAAUUUUAUGUAAAAGUAAUUACGCCAGUUGAUUGCACGUGACCCGUGACCAACUCAAAAGUCGAUAAUGCUACUUUGGUCACUAUGCACAUUUUAGAAUUUUUUAUUUCACUAUGUGUGUGAUUUGUUGUUAUUCUUUCUUUUUCUUUUCUGUUCUUGUAAUAUUUUGUAAUGCAUGUGCUAACAUCUUGUAAUAGUGCAAAAAGUGAACGAUGGGAAAUCCAACCGACCAAAAAAGCGUCUGGAGGAAUCGAUCGCUUAAGUCCCCUAUGCCGCCGUUAAUUAAGUCUCAUAUGCGGCCGUUGCACCUUCGACAUGGCCGCCGGUACUGCCUGGGAUACUGUUCUGAUAUGAGAAUAGAAGUGGCCGGCAACAUUGGUCAUCCCAGUCUUUACCCCCGGCAUGCCUGCGAAGGUGACUCGAGUUCAACUUCGCAGGAAUGCCGGCGGUAGAGCUGUGCGAUGGCUCUAGUUGUCUGCGUCGCGUGUUCUCAUUCGUCCGAGAAGUAGCCCGGGCGGUACCGGCGGCUACUUCCCAGGUACAUCGGCGGCCGAUGACAACCAGGCUUUAGUAUCAGUAGUAUCCCAGGCUCAAGCAACCGGUCGUUAGUAUGAUAAUUGAUAAUAAAACAUAAUAAAUUAAUGAUAAAUAGAUUUUUGUAAAUUUGAAAUUGAUUGAUACAUGGAGAUAAAGAGAUACUGAACAAAGUACGGUAGUUUUAACUCACCAGAGCAGCAGUAAAAAAACAAAAACAAAUUUUAACUCGUUUAUUCAAAUGGGGUUAAUGUUUUCAACUUUUAUCUUUAUUUUGUUGUUUUAUUUUUUACGAUAUAUUUAUUUACUUAUUUUUAUGAUACUUUUUAGUUAUUGGACUGUUUUAUUUUUUUAAUAACUAUAUUUUUUUCUUUUUUACGUAGAUUUCAUUCGUCAUUGCAGCAGACCUAUGUUUGUUAUGUGCGUUUAGUGAGGGAACGUGUUCCGAAAGCUGUAAAAAAGGCCAUUUUCGUGUCUACAAUGAAAGCAAGGAAUGUCACGUCUGCGAACCUUGUCCGGUAAAGAAUAUGCUAGGUAACAUAGGCAAUUUCCGAGUUGCCUGAAGUCUCUGUUUCAAAGCGAUGCUAAAUGCGAAGCCAUUGAUAAAAAAUGAUUUUUUUAUCUGCCAAUUUCAUGUUCCCAUGACGCAAUUUGUCUUCCCCUCACCAAGGGAUGAUUAGUCGCAAGAGAAAUUAACAACAAUAUUUGUGGGAAAAACAAAUUGCACGAUGGGGAAUGUCAGUGAAGGUCGCAACUGUCCUCAUACAAAUAAACUCAUUUUCACAACAAAGAUUGCACUUAGCCUCGUUUUGGAAGUCGGAAAUCUUCUAACAAAUUUACUUUUUUACUUAAUUAUUACGACGAAAUGUUUUCCAUGCCACGAAAAAAGAAACGUUGAGCUCUCGAAAAAAAGAAGCAAACCCUAAACUCCCUCUAAGACCCCCUAAAGCCUGCAGUCGGGAGAGGAGACGCUCAUUGUUUGGUCACGCCGUUCUGUAAGCUUUGGCUUCUCUCAACGGAAAUUAAAGGUGUGGUUCAAUUUUGUCCUUGAACUAAAUUUCAUUUACCCAGUUCCAAACCCUAAAUAAACUACAGCUCCUUUAGUUUUCAUCUUUGAUGUUUGCCGGCGGAUUUCAUAACCAAUUUUCUAACCCUACUAUGUUAAAACCUAGCUAAAGAUGUCCUCGCAUGUCUUAGGUUUUUACUGUUUUUGUUUCAUUUCUGCUUAAACAGCCUUCUACGUAUAUGGACAAAGAGAAUAACAGUACUAAAUGCCUGCCCUGCUCAGAAUGUAGUUUUUCACAAGUUGCAAUUGUGGAGUGUAAUUCGACUCAAAACAGAGAAUGUGUUUGCCCGCCCGGUAAAUUCUUCGAUGAGGAACUCCUCUUCUGUAAAAAAUGCUCAGAAUGUCCCGUGGGUGAAGGGGUUGUGGCAGAGUGCACAUCAACAAAGGACACGAAAUGUCAGCCGUGCUCAAAGGUAUGUAUUAUAUUUUAAUAGUUUAAAAACACUUAAUGACUGGUCCCUUGGGAACCAGUUAAUUUUGUCUCGCGAGAAUCUCAAUGUUUCCCGAGGCGGAGCCGAGGGAAACAUUUGAAGCUGGAAAUUCAUGAAAAUUCAUGGAAAUUCAUGAAGUCAACUUGUGUUAUGGGUAUUUGACUUCGUCACCAUCUUUGUAUAUUUUCAUGAUUAAUUAACUCUUAGCUUUGCCAAUCCUGUAAAGGCCAUUGUUGAGAGUACCCCGGGCUUUAAAAUAGCGCGAAAGAUGUUAAAUUUACUUUUUUAUUUAGGGCACAUUUUCUGACAAGGAAAAUUUCGAGCAAAGAUGUAAGAGAUGCUCCAAAUGCAGGGCAUCUCGGAACAAAGUUUUAAAAGAAAACUGCAAUGCGUCCAGAGACACCAUCUGCGAGAGAAUGACAAGUCAACCUACUGUCACGACAACACCACAGAGCUUUAUCUCUGGUGAGUGAGUAACCUGUGUCUUACCUUGUCGGUUCCUUUAACCCUCGAACGUACACACAAAGUCAUACCCCCACCGUGGUACGACGGAAUGGGGGGGUGAUGCAUGAUGGAACCCUUCCCAAAGUUUUUGAUAUGCAGCAUUAUUUUGUCAGUGGAAAGCCUUUCAUCUUCUCAACAAGAUGAUGAGGUAUAUUUUAUGGGUAAUGGCGCUGUUCAAGAAUAGCAUCUCACAGGGAUUCUAAUUUUCCGACCAACAUCCCUGUCUCUUGAAAUCUACCGUAUAUGGGAGUAGUACCACAGGAACCUCUCAAAUAGCUAAGCUGUUAUAUAUGACUUUGAAUUGUAUCCAAACCGCUAUCUCGUUCUGAUGAUGAAUUCCUCUUUCAGACGGUUCAAAGACCACGCCGCCUAAUAAAGAAGAAGAACCUCAAGAACCUCAAGAACCUCAAAGAUUCAAAAAAAGAACAAACGGAGGAACGUCCCCGCAACGUGUUUAUUUAAUUCUUGGCAUCACUUUUGUUGGCCUUAUUCCAGCUGCCAUUAUUAGUGUUGCGUUGUUCUUCGCAAUGAAACGAAGACGUGAAUGUGGCAAAAACGCAAAUUAUCCUCCAGGUAAGAACAGUAUAAGACUCGAAAUUCAUUUUAUCGAUCAGCUAAGGUUAAUAACUAAAGUGGCCAUCGUAACAGAUUAAGACGGAAUCCAUCAGGAAAUUGUCUAAUUUUAAUUUUUAGUGGACGAAAACCUUUUACCAGAAUAAUUUACAGAAUAUCGCAUUCUUUUAUACGUUUUUCCAGGGUUAUAGAUAUAAUUAGUUAUCUGUAAUAACACCAAAGAAAAUUUGUUAUGAGAGCCCAAGAAAGUGAAUGUCAAAUUUCACAACAUGACACCUUACAUAAAAUUUUCAGAAUUUUACAGGGUGAUUUUAUCUGUGUUUUCACAAUUCUUGCAAUUGUGAAAUUUCACAUUUAUUUUCUCAGGCUCCCAUGACAAAUAAUAGUCUUUGGUGUUAUUACAGAUAACCAAUUAUAUCCAUAGCCCUUAAAAAAUUUAAAAAAGAAUGCGAUGUUGCAUAAAUUAUAUAUUCUGGUACAAGGUUUUUGUCCACUGAAAAUUAAAACACUCAAUAUUUCUGAUGGCUUCCGUCUUAAAAUGCUGCCAUAGUCUGUGUCAGACACUCUAAACAAAUGUCUAUACAAAUGGUCAAGACGACCCGUGGGCAGCUGCCACGCAGGCCCUGCUGCCAUUCCAGUCAGUGAAAAACGACAUGUUUGUGUUUCUCUUCCCCACGGAAAAUCAACCCCAAGGGUAUUACAGUUAAACCUCCAUGAAGCGGACACCCUCGGUUACCGGCAAUUGGCCCCUUUAUGGAGAUAUUGGCUGGUUAAUAGAGGUUCAACAAAAAUUAACAUGAUCUUUAUCACUUUAUUCUGAAACGAACUUGCGACGGGAACUGCAUUACUGGUCCCUAAUUUCCUAGAAAAAGCUCCUUAAAAGCACAUAAAAUGAUGAGUGAAAAUAUCAAAACCUUUGAAAAUAUUGUGGUCUGGCCCCAUUUAUCAAGCCCUGGUGCAACAAUGUCUCCUACAAACGUUGCAUGAUUGGCUUGUGAUCACAUUCGUACCAGCUGGGGAACGAGAAGAGGGUCAUGUGUGUGGGAGGGAGGGGGGAAGAGGGGCGCGGCUGCGUUUUAUUGUAAGAUCAAAACCGAGGCCUUCAGGACAGAGAAAAAGUUUCCGGAGCAGUCCCCUCUUAUCACAAGUUACUGAUCAGUGCUUCCUAGCUUUCCCCUCCCCUGCUUCACGGUCUGGAGCAUAGACUCGUGCCUGCAAAACCAUGGGUGUACCGUCUUGGAAUGGUUUUUAUUCUUAGCACUGGCAAUACGUUUUACAAGACUUUUUCAUUGUCGUAAUUUGCAGAAGAAAAAGGAAUCAGGAAGUACCAUCUUUCAAUUCCAAUGACACCUGUGUCAGCGACACCGAUACUAGCUCGUUACUCGCAGUACGAAAAUAGCAAGAGUAAGUAGAGUAAUACCUUAUUGGAACUUUAUUUCGCGUUUUUCGAAAUUGUUAAAAAAUCGCGAAAUUUAAUCCCCAUAUAGAAAAUUCAAAUCACAAGGGAAAAAUAAGAUAAACAUGUGCCAACAACGAUAUAUACAGGAAAUAUAUCGACAAAUACACCUUAACUGGUAAGUUUCAUUUUGUAUCUUCUGUUGUGAAAUAACGUACGCUAAUUCGCGAUUUCAAUAGGCAAGUAUCAAAAAGGGCAUUAAAUUUCGCGAUUCAAGUGUUCUCAAAUUUGUUUUAUUUUUCAAACGUCUAAAGUUUUUAAAAUAUCGAGAUAAACUGGAACAAGCAAAAUGCAUAAAAACCCGCGAAAUUAAUUAACAACAAGGUAUCAUUUUUUUGCAGACAAGAUGCUUGUUCGGGACCUACCUGGAAAUGUGAUCAUCGAAUUAGGAAGACUCUUAAAUCCCAAGUCGUAUAACAACUGGGCAAAACUUGCAGGACGCCUGGGAUUCACAAACAACCAUGUCAAAAACUUCGAACUGGAUCCCGAAGAAGCGACGCAAUCUCUUUUGAGCGAGUGGAGUCAACAAGAUGGGUCGACUGUCGAUGUUCUCGUCAGAAUUUUAAAGGAAAUGAAACGAGAUGACUGUGUCCAAGUCCUGCAAGAAAAUAAUAACAAAACCUGCAGAAAACACACUUCCUGUUGUAUACCAAGUCCUGCAGACGAAUGAGACAAUACUUCAGGAUUAGAAUUUUGUUAGCUGUAGAAAUGUGUUUAGCAGCUAACUCCAGGAGAACCGAUAACCAGUAGAAAUGUUGGUCACUAGAAGAUGGUUUUGCCCAGAAACAUUCCCCAAGGUAGGAGUCACACGCAUUUAUGGGUUAGGAGCAAUUAUUUUUAACAGUUGCCAUACAAGGUGGAAUUCAGCACGAGACACUGACUUCCGGUCUGCCUCAGCCCCAUGCGCCGCUAGGGCGCGAUGAAGUCUUGGAAAGUUCCAUUGUAUUCCGCCCACAAAACCAUCGUGAGUAUUGCGGAGAAACGAUGCCAGAGGGUGCUUGAAGACAAGGAAGAUUUUAAAGUGCAUAGAAAGUCUGUAUGUAUAGCCAAUAUGAGCAGUACUUUAAUUCAGCAACACAUUUGUACGUAGCAUAAUCGAAGUGUAGACAUGCACUAGCCGGGACUAGUCGUUUGCAUCGAUUGCUUGUUUGCAGUUGCAAUCUAGUAAUCUCAACUAUAUAUAUAACCGUAAAUCCUCUAUUAAGCCAUUUCUCCAUAAAGAACCAGAAAAAAUGUGGAAAAGCUCAAGUACAAGUAGUUGGAGGUCAAGCAGCCAAGGAUCAAAAAUAAAUCCGAACUUCCAGUUGGUGAAUAAACCAUCCCGGACCAGUCCAUACAAGGUUUUAUAGUCGCAACUGAUUAAUACAGUCUGACAUUUAUUAGUAAAGAAUAAU